UAUUUUAUUAUUUCACUGAACUAUUUCAACAUUUAUUAUUAUAAAUUAAUUUAUUUGACAAUGGCCACCCCUUAAUUUAUUAGUUCAUUAAACUAUUUAAUCAUUUAGUAUUAUAAAUUUAAGGUACUGAUUUAAGGAAGGCCCCCCCUUCAUUUCUUCUGAGCGCCUUAUCAAUGUGCAGGGUGUAGCUGAGAGCAAGGAAUGGGGGUUGGAGAUUAUAGGAGAGCUUUUGCAGGGGGUGAAGUCUGUUUAUUUUGGUGCUUUUUUUUAAGUUGCUGAGGUUGAGAAACACUGUUAUAGGGUAUAACAUAACAGGAACUUGAAAUAGCUUCCCUCUGCCACCUCUUAUACUUAAGAGAACCAAGAUGGGACAAUCUUGAUUUUUUUCCUUACCCUCUUCUGUCUAUCCAGGCUAAGCUGAUGUUGACAUAACAGCCGCUGAAUCUUUCUUCAAAGCCAUCUCUAUCCUCCUCUACGUCAACCAGAGUCCCAGUCCUUUCCUUCCUACUUUGCUCCGAACUGAGAAGAUAAUUUCUCAAACAUUCUCUCCCUUUCCCCCUAAAAAGACAUGGGUUAUUCCACAUUUUCUCUUUCAGCGCCCCUUCUGUUCCUUCAGGCAUUGUAGUUGCUUUAGUGAAAUUUGGUUUGUUCAGAAUUAUUCCCUCUCUCACCCCAGAUUCAUUUUCAUUCAUCAUAGAAGCUAAGGUGGGAAGGGACUUCGGAGAGUUUCUGGUCCGACCCCUGCCCAGGUCAGGAAUGCUGAGACCCUCCCGGACAAAUGGCUGUCCAACCUUUGCUUGAAAACCUCCAGUGAUGGAGUCCCUGACUCCAGGAAGGAGGCUGUUUCAUUGCUUAAUAUGUGUGUGUAUCUCUGCUGGUUUUAGAAAAAGCAAGGCCGGGAGGAGAACGCAGAUGGCUUUACAAACAAGUCUGCGGGUCAGAAGAAUACAUCAGCGGGAACCAGCGAUAGUCAUAGAUGGUAUCUCCUUCCGCCAUGCGCAGGACGGGGCUCUGUGGAAGAGAGAGGAGACCACGGGCCUGGAGCCCAACGGCCUGGCUGCUGAGGUUGUCCUCGCACCAUGAAGGCUCCACGCUCUUGCCUUCUAAAAGGAGAUGUCUUUAUUCAUCUAGACCAGCGUCUCUCAACCUCAGCAACUUUAAGAUGUGUGGACUUGACUCCCUACCUAAGUAGGAGUUUCCUGCUGGAAUUUCUGUGCAGUCCUCAGCCAUCAGCAUGAACUGUAUUAGAGGGUCUAGUAUUUUGGCUUUUAAAUGUCAAUUUCCUUGCUUCAUUAAUACAAGAAACAUUUAUCAGACUACUGCAUUCUGUGGUGGUCUGGAAUACUUGUACCCAGAAUAGCUUGCUUCAAUUUGGACACAUUUUUCAACAUUAAUGCAUUUUUUUUAAAUCUACAGAAACCCCACUUUCUCCUGGCCCCCAUUCCAUUCCUACGCUGGGAUGAGUAAAGCACCCGAGUCUGCGCUCUCCUCAAGCUGUACCUGGAAUUCUGGCCAUAACCGGGAUCAGUGCAUAAAUAAACACUGUCUGUGCAGAGUCUCACUUAGCGGCUGAUCUGUUAGAGCCUUUUAGGUGUUUGUGAUGGAAGCCGAAUUGUCUGCGGAGGGUCGGGUGGUACUGGAAUUGCAACAGCGAACCAACAACUCUGAGGAAGCUGGAGAAAGUUCUGGGCCAGCUUGUAAAGUGCCAAGGCUAAACGGGGCUCAAGAAGAUGAAAAUACUGCUGGCCAGGCACCUUCCGGAGAGGAGGAAGAAUCCAGGUUCAAGGACGCUGUGCUGGACUUUGAGGAAGGGCUGGAAAAUGGGAAGAAGGAAGAAGUGGGUGACGAAAGCGGAACGCUGACCGACAGAGGAGAAUAUUACUUUCCAGCAUAUGACUUUUCGGAGGCCCCCCGACUUCUGACAGGCUCGUGGGCAGAGUACAGUCAGGUCCCGGAGAACUUCUUGAAGGGCUGCAAAUGGGCUCCUGAUGGGACUUGCCUGCUUACCAACAGUGCAGACAACACCCUGCGAAUAUACAAUCUUCCCACAGAGCUGUAUGCAGCGGAGUGGGGAACCGUUGCCGAAAUGAGCCCCGUCCUGCGCAUGGCGGAAGGAGAUACCAUCUACGACUAUUGCUGGUUCCCGCUGAUGAAUUCUUCUGACCCGCAGACUUGUUUUGUCGCCAGCAGCAGCCGUGACAACCCCAUCCACGUGUGGGAUGCGUUCUGUGGAGAUCUCCGAGCCUCCUUUCGCCCUUACAAUCACCUUGAUGAGUUAACGGCCGCCCACUCCCUCUGCUUCACUCCAGACGGCGCCCAGCUCUUCUGCGGGUUUGACAAGAUGGUGCGAGUGUUCGACACGUCGCGGCCCGGUCGGAUGUGUGAGAACAGGCCCACUUUUGCAAAGAAGCAAGGCCAGAGUGGAAUUAUCUCCUGCAUUGCCUUCAGCCCAACUCAGCCUCUGUACGCCUGCGCGUCCUACUCGAAGACCGUCGGCCUCUAUUCCCGCGCAGAGGGAGACCCCUUAGCGAUGCUUCUCGGGCACCGUGGGGGCGUCACCCACGCGCUCUUUUCGCCGGAUGGCUUUUACCUUUUCACCGGUGGCCGCAAGGAUUCUGAGAUUCUCUGCUGGGACCUUCGACAGCCGGGCGAAAUUGUCUUCUCUCUCUCCCGAACCGUGGCCACCAACCAGAGACUCUAUUUUGACAUGGAUCCGAGUGGGAAGUAUUUGCUGAGUGGCAACACCAACGGGCUCAUUACAGUCUGGGACACCACCCAGCCUCCUACCAGUGACCCUCCAGCUGCGUUACAGCCCAUCCUGCAGUUCCAGGCUGUGGGGGACUGCGUUAAUGGGAUCAGUCUCCACCCCAGCCUACCGCUGUUGGCCAGUGCCUCGGGCCAGCGUAAAUUUCCUGACCUGCUGGACAGCGGGGAGGACGAGGAGAAAGAAGAAGGGGACCGUCUGCCCAGUCGUCCUUGGCCGCAGGGCGACAACUCUCUUCGGCUGUGGUGGUGCUCCUUGGCCGCUGGAGUCGAGGAGCCCGCUUCCUAGCGGAGAAACCCAGACUCCAUCUGUGGCCUCUUCUCUGGGUCAUGGAACUGCGAGUGGAACAGCAGCUGGGCCAAAGGCUGACCUGCCCACGCGUUCCAGGACGGUGCAUAUGGAAAUGGCUCCUGGAGGGCAUGUGUGCAUCCCUUUGCACGGACAUGGGAGCUUGUUCUGGAUAGAGGACAGGAGUUGUGUGAAGGCCCAACUGGAAAGGGGUGUUUCAAAGAGGAGACAGCCCAGAGGGGUCUCGGUGGAAGCCCAAAUCUCCCACCCCGGCCUCACUCCUUGGCUGGAGAAAGGGGCCCCGGGAGGGCCUUUCUCUCUCUCUUUCAACGAAAGGAGGACGAUGGACUCUUUCGCAGGUUUCUUCUUCAGGAGUUCCUCUCUUCUCUGCUACGUCAGUGGUUUUCCUGGCUCUGCCCACCUGUCCAGCAGACGGGCUUUGGCAAUGACUUCUGGAACCAGGGAGGACUUUCUCCGGGUUCGGGCUAAACGUACCUUUUUUCACCGCAAAAAAUGCGUGGUUUUCAUCUUCUAAUGAAAGAUUUAAUAAAAGCAUAUUUC
Molecule: messenger RNA, 3613 nt
Organism: Python bivittatus (Burmese python)
Lineage: Eukaryota; Metazoa; Chordata; Lepidosauria; Squamata; Pythonidae
Source: RefSeq, a predicted model, not a curated record